Molecule: messenger RNA, 1200 nt
Organism: Beta vulgaris subsp. vulgaris (sugar beet)
Lineage: Eukaryota; Viridiplantae; Streptophyta; Magnoliopsida; Caryophyllales; Amaranthaceae
Exons: 1
Coding region: 1-1200 (399 amino acids)
Source: RefSeq, a predicted model, not a curated record
AUGUCAUCAGAAUCAAGUUACAAUAGCAAUAUUUCUUCUUCUAGUUCUUCGAAUUCUGAUGAUCCAAAUUCUUACACACACAUUCAAAUAACUCGUAACAAUGAGUACAUGCGUCGUUCGGAAAGGCGCAGACAAACGACUCGGUUGAUGGAUCAAAUGAUGGAAAGGUUUGUGAUGGCCAAUCCAGCUGAAUUAUAUGCAAUGGUAACUCAAGUUCCAAGAGCGCCAAGAACUGUAGUGCCAAGGGAUCGUGAUGAGGGGCACCAUCGGUUAUGGAAUGACUACUUUGCCGAGAAUCCUGUUUAUCCCCCACAAAUGUUUCGGCGGAGAUUUCGCAUGCAAAAACAUGUCUUCCUCCGCAUAGAACAAGUCUUGACUUCGAAAAAUUCAUUCUUCCAACAAAGGCCAGAUGCCGCAGGUAAACUUGGUGCAUCAUCAUUAUUAAAAUGCACUGCCGCUAUGAGAUUGUUAGCUUACGGCGGAGCGGCGGAUUCUGUGGACGAUUAUCUAAAAAUUAGUGCAUCUCUUGCUAGAGAUUCACUACGACAUUUUGUAGAAGGGGUGGUCGCCCACUUCGGGGACGAGUACUUAAGAAAGCCCAAUGAAGCAGAUCUAAGAAGAUUGUUGUACGCAGCUGAAGAACGAGGAUUUCCAGGAAUGAUGGGCUCCAUCGACUGCAUGCACUGGAGAUGGAAAAAUUGUCCACUUCAAUUUAAAGGACUUUAUUCGGGAAGACCGGGUAAGCCAACAUUGGUUUUAGAAGCCGUUGCUUCGUAUGAUCUAUGGAUCUGGCAUGCUUUCUUUGGAACGCCAGGUAGGUGUAAUGAUAUCAAUGUUCUUGAUAGAUCUCCAUUAUUUAAUGAUGUUUUUGAGGGUCGUGCACCCGCAGUUAACUAUGUUGGUAACGGACAUCAAUACGAUAUGGGAUAUUACCUAGCAUAUGGUAUAUAUCCUCAAUGGGCUGCAUUUAUUCCAACAAUAAGUCUUCCGCAAAAUGAAAAAGAAAGUCUAUUUGCCCAAAACCAAGAGAGCAAACGAAAAGAUGUGGAACGUGCAUUUGGAGUAUUACAAGCUCGUUUUGCUAUAAUUCGACAACCAGCUCUAGCGCGUGAUAAAGAAAUGUUAGGGAAAAUAAUAAUCGCCUGCAUUAUUAUCCACAACAUGGUAGUUGAAGAUGAACGAGAUUCAUAUUCGUUUUGA